AUGUCCAAAUACAAGCAGCUGGUCCUUAUUACCGGCGCCAAUCAAGGUGUCGGCUUCGAAACAGCCAAGAAUCUAAUUCUAUCUUCCGUCAAAUACCAUGUCAUUAUUGGCAGUCGAGAUGAAGCCAAGGGGGAGAUAGCAGCUCGGUCGCUCCAGUCACUUGACGACAUCAAAGGAACAGUCUCCAGCAUCCAGAUUGAUGUUACGGAUGACAACUCCGUCGAUGCCGCUGCUCAAACUCUAGCCUCUGAAUGGGGCAGAUUGGAUAUUCUGGUCAACAACGCUGGUAUCAUCUCAAUGGCCAGCCCUCCAACGCGUGAAGCUUUCCGCAAGGUUCUUGAGACAAAUCUCGUUGGUGCACUAAGCGUCACCGAAGCGUUUCUCCCUCUUCUUCGCAAGUCGGAGCAUAAACCUCCUCGUCUCAUCUUUGUCACUUCAAGCACUGGAUCCAUCACCCAUACAUCCAACCCUGAAUCUCCGCUUCAUAGCGCUGGUGCAACGGAAUACCGGACUAGUAAAGCUGGAUUGAACAUGCUUAUGACUAUGUACAACAUUCGGCUUAAAUCAGAGGGUUUCUUGGUAUUUGGGGUGGAUCCGGGGUUGUGUGCGACAAACUUCACCAGUAAUGCCGAGUCUCUCAAGCAGCGAGGAGCAGCUGAGCCGGCGGAGGGAGGGGAGCGAAUCGCGCGUGUUAUUAAGGGUGAGAAGGAUGAAGAUGUUGGGAAGGUUAUUGGAGUUCAAGGUCCAAAUACAUAUACUUCUAACAUCAUGGGGUUAACCUGGUUCAUCACUGGCUGCUCCAGCGGGUUCGGCGAAGCUCUCGUUCGUCAACUUCGAUCUGCAGGCGAUAACGUCAUAGCUACUGGUCGCAACGCCGAUACAAAGCUCUCACACCUCAAAGAAACUGGCGCAGCUAUUCUAGACCUCGAUGUUUCAUCCUCUCCCGAGGUCAUCAAGUCCAAGAUCGAGGAGGCUUGGAGUAUCUACAAUGGAAUCGAUGUUGUCGUCAACAACGCGGGGUAUAUCCUCAGUGGGGCAGUAGAAGAGCUGACCCAAGAGGAUAUGGAAAAGUCAUUCCAGGUCAAUUUUCACGGACCUAUGAAUAUCACCCGCGCCGUCUUGCCGUACUUGAGGAAGAAGGGAUUCGGAACUUUGCUUUUCGUCGGAUCUCAAGCUGGAUGGCACGCUGAUCCCAGUGCAUCAGGAUACUGCGCUAGCAAGUUCGCUCUAGAAGGCGCUGUCGAGUGUCUAUCCAAAGAACUCGCCAUCUUCGCUCGAGGUCUGAAAGUCCGCAUCGUCGAGCCAGGAUACUGCCGCACCCCGGUUUUCAACAAGAUCCAGCAUGUUGAGGCUCGUGUUCCAGAGUAUGCUCAGUUUAAUGAAGCAGUAAGACAGGCUGAGGCGACUUUGACGGAAAGUUCGCCGGGAGAUCCCGAGAAGGCUGUUGCUAGGAUGAUUGAGCUAGUUAGGGGAACAGGUUUUGCAGAGGGCAAGAAGGUGCCUUUGAGGGUACCUUUGGGUUCGGAUAGUUGGUCGAGAGUGAAGACCAAGUGCGAGGAGACACUGGAAAUUUGCCAGGAAUGGGAGGAUAUGGCGAAGAGCGUGGAUAUAUAGGCCAUAUCAGCAUAAACCGAAAUAAC
Molecule: messenger RNA, 1640 nt
Organism: Fusarium oxysporum Fo47
Lineage: Eukaryota; Fungi; Ascomycota; Sordariomycetes; Hypocreales; Nectriaceae
Exons: 5
Coding region: 1-1614 (537 amino acids)
Source: RefSeq, a predicted model, not a curated record